GGUAAAUCAAUCAGUCGUAUUCAGAGCCUUCACAGGGACUGUAUUGAGGAUCGGAUUUGGUCUUUCAGCUGCAGGUCGAACGCAGCAGCCCAAAGCUGCUCUUGGACACCAACUCUAAAUACUUAUGACAACGUCUUGGACUACAAUUGUCCACAUGAUGGUUUUAUUACAGGCAUAAUUAGUUGGCACCAUAACUAUUAUGAGGAUCGCAGGUAAUAUAUUCUCUCCUUAAAUUUAAAAAAAAAAUGAAGGGAUAUAAAGAGGUAAAAAACGCAAAAGGACGAAAAUUGUUAUAUAUUGCUAAAAUAACGAGAAAUUAGAGGGGGUGUUUAAAACUUUUACGAAAAUCGGAAAAGAUAGUAUUCGGGGUUGUUAAAAAUUAGAAUAUGAAAUGAUUUAUUAGUAGACAAAUACAAGAUGUCCAACACCAUAGCAAGGUGGUUCUUGCCCUUUAGCAGACUAACUGGGUUAUGUGUAAACCUUUCUGCUACCCUAAUUUAUUCUCAAAUCAAUCAAUCUCUAUUUUUUUCAGACAAGAUAAAACGGGCACAAGUUGACCCGAAUUUUCAAGAGAAUUUAACAUUUUCUCUUGCAGGUUUCAGUUCAGGUGUUGCCAUAGCCACCGCUACAGACGCACGAACUGUCACUACACGCAUUUUACAACAAUGGACCACCCUUUUAAUUAUUACGUCCCUUAUGGCUACUAUUUAGCAGGAGCAUACAGCGUUCACUCUGAUUACUAUGAGUAA
This is a messenger RNA of Porites lobata, 749 nucleotides long. The record is from the annotation of a GenBank genome assembly. NCBI's taxonomy places the organism in Eukaryota, Metazoa, Cnidaria, Anthozoa, Scleractinia, Poritidae.